GUGUGUGUGUGUGUGUGUGUGUGUGUGUGUGUGUGUGUGUGUGUGUGUUUUAAGUCUGCGGUUGUCUUUCUAGGAGAAGCAGAGACAAGCAGCACUCUCCUACCAUCUACUACAAGAGAGCUCUGUCCACUGGGGCGAAUCACAGACGGCCAAAACCGGGCUCAGGGACGGGUCACGCCCAGCUCACUUCCUGAUUGGUCCAGACGGCUUUGCGUCUCCGAGUGGCCAAUCGGAGGCUCGGGAUGAGUUGCCAAUCCUGGACCACUGGAGUGUGUCCCGCCCUCAUGUCUCUCUCAGAGACAUCAUGACUGAAGAACGGGCUCUACAGGAGAACAUGGAGAGGUCUGGUCCAGGUGGUGUUAUCAGGAGAGAUGGAGCUGCCAUGAUGAAGGAGACUCAGCUCUUUGACCUGUUCCCAACAUAGACAGACACUUCCUACAGGACAUCUUCAGAGACCACAAUUACUGUCUGGUGCAGACGGAGCAGUUUCUGAGGUCUAUGUUGGACGAGGGCCCUGUUAGAAACGUCGUGGCCCCAGAGCACACACCCCGUACUCACAGCAAGGAUCGAGACAAGAAGCGUGCAGCUGCAGCGCCAGUGGCCCCUCCCCCCCUCUCUCAGUACCAGGAUGUGGAGGACCCAGAGUAUGAAGACUUCCGAGCCGAGGCCAGGCUCCAGAGAGGAAGACAGCUGGAGAGCUUCAGCAAGGCUGCAGAGGCUUACAGACAGGGACGCAGAGGUGUAGCUUCCUACUAUGGACAACAGGGUCAUCUCCAUGGUCAGAAGAUGCGUGAAGCCAAUCACCGAGCGGCGGCCCAGAUCUUUGAGCGGGUCAACUCCUCCCUGCUGCCUCAGAAUGUGCUAGACUUCCACGGACUGCAUGUCGACGAGGCCUUACUGCACCUGUCUGAGGUGUUAGAGAGGAAGACCACAGGUACACCUAGCUAGACCUCCAGGGACUGCAUGUCGACGAGGCCUUACUGCACCUGUCUGAGGUGUUAGAGAGGAAGACCACAGGUACACCUAGCUAGACCUCCAGGGACUGCAUGUCGACGAGGCCUUACUGCACCUGUCUGAGGUGUUAGAGAGGAAGACCACAGGUACAC
Molecule: messenger RNA, 1106 nt
Organism: Oncorhynchus keta (chum salmon)
Lineage: Eukaryota; Metazoa; Chordata; Actinopteri; Salmoniformes; Salmonidae
Product: NEDD4-binding protein 2-like
Exons: 6
Coding region: 499-948 (149 amino acids)
Source: RefSeq, a predicted model, not a curated record